Messenger RNA from Zonotrichia leucophrys gambelii, 810 nucleotides. Its product is annotated as protocadherin gamma-B4-like. Gene Ontology annotation, cellular component: plasma membrane. The transcript is spliced from 3 exons. Gene Ontology annotation, biological process: homophilic cell-cell adhesion. NCBI's taxonomy places the organism in Eukaryota, Metazoa, Chordata, Aves, Passeriformes, Passerellidae. Gene Ontology annotation, molecular function: calcium ion binding. The record is from RefSeq and is a predicted model, not a curated record. The coding region runs from base 1 to 810 and encodes 269 amino acids.
AUGCUGCCGGGCCCCCUUGAGCGCGGGCGUGCGGCGGCUGCAGUGUCGCGGCGGCGCCUCCGGGUGUCGCUGUUGGCCGCCGGCGAGCGCCGCUGGAGCCGCCGCCGCCGCAGCGUCCUGCCCCCGCAGGCUGCUCGCUCGCCCGGCGCCGGCCGCAGCGGCACCGACAGCAGCAGCGGCGGCGGCGAGAGGCGGCCCGAGCGGUGGCAGCGGCAGGAGGCAGGAGCGCGGCGAGCGCAGCGGGCAGAGAAUGGCGGUGAGGCGGCGGCAGAGGCUUGGGCCGGGCGGCGGGCGAGCGCUGCUGGCCGCGCUGCUGCUGCAGUGUGGCGUGUGGGCCGGGCGGCGGCCGAGCGGGUCCGCUACGCCAUCCCCGAGGAGCUGAGCAGAGGCUCGCUGGUGGGGCCGCUGGCGCGGGACCUGGGGCUCAGCGCGGACGAGCUGCCGGCGCGCAAGCUGCGGCUGAGCGAGGAGAAGCAAUACUUCACGGUGAAUGAAGAGAACGGGAACCUGUACGUGAACGAGAGGCUGGACCGGGAGGAGAUGUGCAGCGAGUCGGCGACCUGCACUGUCAGCUUCGAGGCGCUGGUGCAGAAUCCGCUGAACGUUUUCCACGUCGAGGUGUCCAUCGAGGACGUGAAUGACAAUUCUCCGGUCUUCAGGAAGGCUGUUCUGGAACUAGAAUUUCGAAUGGACGUUCCCGGGACUCGUUUUCCUUUUGAGAUGGCCCGAGAUGCAGACGAGGAAUUUAACUCCAGCUGCCCUUACCAGCUCCCAGCAACCCAUCUUUCUUUCCUGAAUGAAAACCGGUAA